AUCCCUGUCUGUAAUCAUGGUAAUAUGGUAUAAUCGAAAACAUUUGACAGACGAAAUCAACUGCCACAAAAUUAUAAUAAUGAUCACAAACAUGGGGGUUGGAAUUGUGCAAUUUCAAGCGUGAUUUAGCAUCCCAUCACCCAGAGUCCAGAGAACCCAUCACCCGUCCUUCGAGAAAGAAAUGAACCAGUUCCUCCCGUCCCAGCUAUCGGCGCUCCCCAUGGGCUCCGCGGGCAGCACGGCCGCCACCGCCGCGGCCAUCGACGACGACGACGGCGUCCCCGAGAUAGCCGCCUGCAUAUCGUCGAUGAUCGACCGCGGGGGCAGCGUCGAGAGCCACCGCCUCUAUCUGGCGCGCCGCACCGCGCUGGAGAUGCUCCGCGACCGCGGGUACAGCGUCCCGGAGGAGGAGCUCGCGCGCACCCUCCCGGAGUUCCGCGCCUGGUGGGCCGACAAGCCCGAGCUGGAACGCCUCGCCUUCUCCACUACUCUCGCCUCCGACCCGUCCAACAAGGUGAAAGUUGUGUUCUGUCCACCUGAACCUGUCAAAAUUGCAGUUAUCCGAGAGAUAUAUAGCGGAGUCAAGGAAGACAACUUGUCUAGACUGAUUCUGAUAUUGCAGAGCAGAAUAAUGUCUAGAGCCAAAGAAUCUAUUAAGGAGAUCUUCCCAUUUAAAGUUGACACAUUCCAGAUCACAGAAUUACUGGUUAACAUUACUAAGCAUGUCCUGAAGCCCAAGCAUGAAGUGUUAACUGCAGAGGAGAAAACCAAGCUCCUGAAGGAAUACAAUGUGGUGGAUUCACAGUUGCCUCGCAUGCUGGAGACUGAUGCUAUUGCUCGUUACCACGGCCUUGGCAAGGGAACUGUUGUUAAAGUUACAUAUGACAGCGAGCUUACCGGGAACCAUGUGACGUACAGGUGUAUUUUUUAGGGGGCUGGGGUUUUCCAUGGAUGAUGUUUCUGAUAAGCAGUGAGUAAAAAUAACUUCUCGGCAGAUGAUACUGCCCUUCUAGGCCAGUGUAAGCACCCUACUAUGUAGGAUGAAGUUCUCUGUAAGGUGUCAGUAAAAAUUGUCUCGCAGCAAAGUUACUGCGCUGCUAGGCUACUAUACUGUCUCCAGUCUAACACUAAUCUUAGAAACAGGAACAAAGCUAAUCCAGUUGUGAGUUAUCGUCAA
This is a messenger RNA of Panicum virgatum (switchgrass), 1177 nucleotides long. Its product is annotated as DNA-directed RNA polymerase V subunit 5A-like. Gene Ontology annotation, biological process: DNA-templated transcription. The transcript has 4 exons. The record is from RefSeq and is a predicted model, not a curated record. The coding region runs from base 182 to 931 and encodes 249 amino acids. Lineage: Eukaryota; Viridiplantae; Streptophyta; Magnoliopsida; Poales; Poaceae. Gene Ontology annotation, molecular function: DNA binding; DNA-directed RNA polymerase activity.